Molecule: messenger RNA, 1212 nt
Organism: Culicoides brevitarsis
Lineage: Eukaryota; Metazoa; Arthropoda; Insecta; Diptera; Ceratopogonidae
Product: cytochrome P450 4d2-like
Exons: 5
Coding region: 1-1212 (403 amino acids)
Molecular function (GO): monooxygenase activity; heme binding; iron ion binding
Source: RefSeq, a predicted model, not a curated record
AUGUCGGAACAGAAAGACAUCAAAGCUAUUUUAACGAGUCCAAAGAUGUUAGAUCGCCCCAUUGAGUAUCACUUUUUUAAAACAUGGCUUGGUGAAAGUCUUUUUACGUACAAUAGUGAAGCAUGGAAACUAAAACAGAAGCAAUACUAUCAGUUUUUCAAUAUGAAAUUAAUCCAAAAUGCACUUCCCGUUUUUGAGCAUCACAGUAAAAAUCUAAUUGAAUCCAUGAAAAAUAAUUCAGGGGUCGAUUUUGAUAUUUUUCCAAAAUUGGAAUCGUUUGCGAUGGAUGUCAUCAACGAACUUACACUUGGAAAUCGGAAUAAUUCGCACGAAAAUCCUACAAAUUUUCAACAUUAUAUUAAUGAAAACACAAAAAUUACUAUAUGGCGUACGCUUCAUCCGAUAUAUAGAAAUGAUUUUCUGUAUUCCUUCACUAGUCAAUAUAAAGAAAGCCAACGAAUGACAAAAGAGUUGCGAAACUACAUCCAAGAGGCAAUAGAAAGAACGAGGAAAAAGGGAUUAUUGACUUUAGAGCAUCAAAAAACCAUCGUAGAUAAUUUCUGCAGUUUAAGUCAAGGCACCCUGACAUUGAAUGAUGCACAGAUUCAAAACGACCUUCUUUCUGUAAUUUUUGGUGGAUUCGACACAAUGGCUUCUUCGCUAGCUUUCCUCACUUUCUGCUUAGCCAAAUAUCCAGAAGUUCAGGAGAAAGUUUAUCAGGAAAUCAAGGAAAAUAUUAAUCCAGAUGAGCCACUUUCCAUUCCAACAUUGAACACACUAAAAUACACGAAUUUGGUCAUAAAAGAAGCUCUAAGGAUGUAUACACCUGCCCCAUCAGUAGCUCGUACUAAUUCGGAUCCUUUCGAACUAAAUGGAUACACUUAUCCUGCAAAUACAACCUUCGCAUUAGGCCUCUACAAUGCACAUCAUAAUCCUGAAAACUAUGAAGAUCCCGAAAAAUUCUUGCCAGAGAGACAUGAUGUUAUCAAGAGCUCAGAGAAUAAUAACAUUUUCAGUUUUGUCUCAUUUGUACCAGGAAUUCGCAGAUGUCGAGGUAACAAAAUUGCAGAAUAUCAGUUGAAAACAUUUGUCAUUAAAAUGUUAAAUUCAUAUAAAAUUGGUUUGAAAGAAGGUUUUGAGCCGGAGCUUUCAUGGGAUGUUAUUCUGAAACCUUACAAUGGAAUAUGGAUCAACCUGAAUGCUCGCAAUUAA